Molecule: messenger RNA, 4465 nt
Organism: Podarcis lilfordi (Lilford's wall lizard)
Lineage: Eukaryota; Metazoa; Chordata; Lepidosauria; Squamata; Lacertidae
Source: the annotation of a GenBank genome assembly
AUGCCGUCGUCUUCCCUAGCAGACAACGCGAGGCUCCGCCCGCCAUCUUCUUCCUCGCUGCUUGUGGUGCUGCCGCCGCCGCCACCACCCGGUUCCGACCGAGCUCCGCCUGCGGGAGAUGGGUAAGGCGGCGGGGAGAAGGAGGGGGAUGUCUGCAGGCUUCCCUCCGCCGUCGCUGGCCCCUCCCGCCGCGCGCGGCCCCCUUUCUCCCCCUUGACGCCCGGCCCAUCCGCGCCCCCUGGGUGCCCACCCCCACAUGGCCUGAACUUCCCCGCCCCACCCACAGAAUCUGUGUUUCUUCGUUUUUUACGCUCGCUGUUUAGCUGGGUGGGGAGACGGGGGCGGUUCCCACUUGUGGCUUACAAGUGUUCCAGAUAAGACCUGUCACCUGUCCCUGUCCUCGGUCUUUUAAGAAUUAAAUGGCCUGGCACAAAAGGAAAAUAGGAGAAGGAAAAAGACACACUCAAACAUUUCCCCUGCUUUCUCUCUCCUUUACAGUGGUUGCUCGAAGUUUUGGUCUUGUGUGUUUACAGGGCCCAGGAGGGCUGUCCCUUUAUGGCAGGGGCUCCCAUUGCUCCCGCCCCCCAACCUCUCCAACAUUUUACUUUUUCUUUGUACACUCCUCUGAUUCUUUAUCAUUUUGGACCUGCUGCUCUUUGCCAUUUUGUCCCCUGUUGCCAGCAGGAGCCAAGUGCUGUUCAGAGUAAUUGGCAAACUAUCCCUGCUUGUCAGCAGCAGCUGUUAGUUUAUUGCUAUUGUCACACGAAGAUGCCUUAGGCAGAGCCAGAAGCUGGUCCGUCUAACUCAGUGUUGUCUGCACUAACCAACAGCCCUGCACACAAGCUUUGGCCCACCAAGCCAAACCCAGCUCCUUAGCUGUGUGCAGCUGUCAGAUGAGGGGUGUGAUAAAACCUUGAGGGUUUGAUGCCUGUCUGGGGUGCAUGUGGGAACUCCUGGUGACUGUGAUCUCCUGGCAGGCCACAAUACAUGGCUUGUGGGCUGUGUUUGGCUUGGAGAAUUGCUGGUUGCACAGACCUGAUGUAUAAUGUUAGGAACACACUGUAGCUACCUAGUUCUGAGUCUCAAACUACUGUUAAAUGGGCAACCUCAGAAGAUGGUGGACUCUCCAGGUUGGAUAGUCAUCUGUCAGGGAUUCUUUCACUGUGAUUUCUGCAUUGCAGGGGGCUAGAUGACCUUUGGGGUACCAUCCAGUUCUACGUCUUUGAUUCUGUUGGUCCAUCCAGCUCUGUUAUAUUGACACCAAUAGCUCUCAACCUCUUCAGUCCCUGUGUUUGAGAACCCACAUUUUCAUUUUAUGCUACCAAUUUGUACAGGGAUAGUGUUGCUGCUGCAACCAUGUUACAGAGGCCCAAUUGGCCUCCAUUAGAAGUCAGGCAUUUUGCAUUGCUGGUCCCAUGCUGCAGAACACUCUUCCAGCAGAGAUUCAGCAAGCAUCCUUCCUUUUGAUUUUUAGGUGUUUCUUUAAGACUAUUUAGUCUUAAUGCAGCUAUUGGAAGCUUUUUUUGACUCACCAGUCAUUUUAAUGAUUGUUUUGCCAUGGCUCUAAUGAAGUCUUAUUGCUGUACCCCACCCUGAUAUUUCAGCAUAUAAAAGAUAGGAUAUAAAUAGAAUAAGUAUGCCUUAGGCCAGGCCACAAGCUACCAGUGGGUCCUCAAGCACCAGUUGAAGCCCAGUGGUGUACACCAGUGUUUCUCAACCUUUUUCCAACAAUGGCCCCGUUCUGACCUUGUUUCCUUCCUAUGGCCCCUCCCCUCAUGGGCAUAGCUAAGAGGGGGCAGGGGGGCAGUUGCCCCCCCAUAAGUAAAAAUCAAUGCAAAUCUGAAGUUCUGCCCUCCCCCCCUAACAAAAGCCUGCGCCCUAACAAAAAUCCUGGCUAUCCCCUUCCCCUCCCAUCCUACUGAUAGAAAGGUAGCUAUUUAAAUGUUUUGUUUAUAAAUAGAACAUGUUUUGUAUGUAGUUUUUAUAAUUUAUACAAAAUACAAUUAGGUACAUAAAAUGAUAGGAGCAUAUUGAAAUAUUGUUGAAGCAGAAAAACAUAGAAUCAUGGAGCUGGAAGGGACCCCAAGGAUCAUCUUUCUAGUGCAACCCCCUGCAAUGCAGGAAAGGUGCACAGGGAGUUCUGUAUAUAUGGGAGAAUUUAAAAAAGCAAGUGGUCCUCACUGACCUGGUGCAAAAGUACCUUGUCAUCUGAAGGAGCCCUGGCUGCCUAGAUAAAACACUAUAGCCCCCCACACCCUUACCUGGGAGUAAGGCCAACUGAACUCAGUAGACACUUAGUUAUUUACAAGAUGCAAGUCAGCAGCACCAGACGACCCCGCUCAGCUAGGCGCUGGGGUGGCUUGCGCCUUGCAGAGUCAGGCUCAGGCUGCCACUGGGCACAGCACUGACGGCAUCAACAAGCAGCUCCAGCUCUCCCAGCCCUACCCAUUGCCACCCCACCAUCACACUUACCUGACCUGGGGAUUUUGGAUCACAGACUCUACUGGUCAAAACAGGAGCCUCAGCGAUUGCCCUCUUCCGCUGGAAACAAACCAGAACUGCUCCAAGAAAAAAGCAUACAUGGUAAAAAGGAGCUCUAGGCCUUGGUGGGUCUCCCUCUUACCCACUUGUGAUUGGUCAAGCGGAUAGCCAGCCAAUCAGGAUUUCCCCCCUUUGAUUCUCACAUACCUCUGUGGCCUCCUAGCCUCAUGCUGUGGCCCCCAAUUUAUGCGAUUUUCACCUGUGCCCCCCUUGGGAAAUCCUGGGGGGGCCCCAGGGGGCUCUAUGGCCUCCGGUUGGGAAACACUGGUGUACACUGACAGGCAGAUGCUCUCUAGGACUUCAGGCAGGCGCUGUUCCCAGAUCGCUCUGGAGAUGCCAGAGGUUGAAACUGGGACUUCUGCACUCAAAGCACAUUUCCACCAAAAACUGUGACCCUCCCCCUUUUAUUCCUUCCAUAAAUAGAAACCAGUGCCUACUGCAUUUCCUUACUCUUGAUGUCACAGAAGAGUGGAGUUCAGGGUGGGGCUACAUAGGUAGGAGAGGGCGUGGUUCUUAAUGGCUAGGAGUUACUAGAAAGUAGAGUUAGCCCCUCUCCCAGUGUGUCCCUGGGCGCUCUUCUGUAACUUUCUCCAAAAUAAUGGAAUGACAACAUUGGGUGCUAGCUUGCAGUAGGGGUGAAAUCUGCCCAGAUGCCAAGUGGAUCUGGGGAGGUGGGCUUGUAGAGUGCCCUUGGAAAACAAUGAUGAGUAUUUUGCUGAGGUCUCCUUCUGUCACUAAGAGUAUGGCAGGUGGGUUGAUGACACAAGAGUAUCAAAUACUCUCUUAAAGGAGGUUUGGUUGGCUCCAUCUGUGCCUACCUUUUGGCAAGCAGCAAAAAUAUGUUUCAUCUUAUUGUGCUUUUAGAAAGCUUUUUCAUGGACAUUUUGUAUCACUGUAUCGCUGCUGAGCAUUAAAAUUACUGUAAUUGUUGUAAAUGUUUAUUGCCAUGGACAUUUUUAUACUGCACUAAUUAUUUUAAAAUUCUAAGCUGCUUUGGUGAUUUUUCAUACAAAUGGGAAGGUACUUGGAAAUGGAUCAUAUUUAUUGCCACUUUUAUAUCUCAUUCCCCCACCCAAGGAACUCAAAGCAGCGUGCAUACAUCUUUUUCCUCCUCCACCAUCACCACCCUUUCUCCCAUUGUAUUCUCACAACCAUUCUGUGAAAUAGGUUACCCAAUAGGGUCUGGUUCAAGAUCACUGUUUGUUUCAUGGCUGAGCGAGGAUUUGAGCUCAGAAUCAAGAAACAUCCUCCAUUACACCACUGCUGCUUUUGCUCAACCUUCCCUUCCUUAAUAACUAGGGCUAGGAAGAGAAAGUAAUAUUCUUAGGAGCCAACAUUGAAUUUUUAGACACAGCUCUGAUGUCUAGACACCAGCUUCUCAUUCCUAGGGAGUGCACUGUACACACUAAAAAUAUUUGUGUUCUAAUAGACAGGCAGGCAGACACGUCUGUGAGAAGGGGACACACUACAGUGGAGCACCUGUUUGGCAGCUGUGGAUCCCCAUGGCAUACGCUAUUUUACGUGAAGACAUCCUAAUACUUCUAAAGGGAUUACUUAUACUAGAACUAGCUAUUGAAAUGAUUAUACGUAAAGAGUGUUGGUGUAACAUAAAGCUCAAGCUCCUCGUUCCAGUCUUUCAUCUAUUAUGAAAACACUAAGCAAUUUUGAGUGUGCCUCUGACUCUCAGCCCUGAAUCCGCAAUAUAUGAGUAAUGUUACUGAUCCACCUUUCAGGGCUGUUGUAAUGAUUACUAAGAGAAUCUUUGUGAAGCCUAAGGGUUCACACACUAAGGGUUGGUGUCAGUGUGUGUACCAAAUUCCUCUGGAAAUUUUAGAACUGUGUGAUGUUUUGCAGAUACCUAAGGAAUUGCUAUGCCUACCCAGACCUAACAUUUCCAGUUCUUCAAACCAAAGUAAUCGUUUGA